Cololabis saira (Pacific saury) is the source of this 6681-nucleotide messenger RNA. It is a transcript of the gene rnf150a, whose product is annotated as ring finger protein 150a. The transcript is spliced from 7 exons. The record is from RefSeq and is a predicted model, not a curated record. NCBI's taxonomy places the organism in Eukaryota, Metazoa, Chordata, Actinopteri, Beloniformes, Belonidae. Bases 749 to 2059 code for a protein of 436 amino acids.
AUUUAUGCUUCCGCGUUACACCAACGCAGAGCCUACGGCGUAAGGUACCGCGGCGACGCGCACCGUACGCAGUGCGUCGCCGCGUAAAACUACGCCGUAGGGUACGGCGUAGGGCUUUGCGUCGAUUUAACGCGGAACCAUAAUUAUUCUGCGUUCCAUUUACCUCGGAAGUCGGAACUCGGAACUGGGAAUGACGUCACAGCCGAGUUAUCAGCGUUCCAGUUACAAAGUAGGUAAACAAGUUUGUAGUUCGCAUAUACCACAUGAAAAAUGUAAAUUACACUAUAGCAGCAUAUAUAUGCCGAACAAUACUUGUAUACGACUGAUUUAGUGUGACCAAAACUAGAAUGAAGUGCUACGAAUUAUUACAGAGCUCUCUUCUACUGUUUACAACCGGGGCAGCCAUCUUGGAAUGUGAACUCGGGGGUGGUGAAGACUCUCCCACUUUCCCAGUGGGAAAUCCAACUUCGAGGGGCGUUCCAGUUGAAAAUUCCGACUAAAAACUGGGAAAUCCCCACUUCCAAGGACAAAUGGAACGCGGCAUUAUCCACGGACCAACUCCCCCCUACACAGUCUCAUCUGUGAGGGUUCCUGUUUGACUCUGGAUGUUAUGUAAGUUUAAGAUAAUUUCAGGCUGGCCAUCUUUUUAUUUCUUUUCUUUUCUGUUUUUUUUUGUGUUAGUUUUAUUUUAACGAGGGACGUGAUGCCAGCCUAGGCGGACAUCCACCCGUCCUCCUCCAGCACUAUCAUGGCACCACCGUCCCUCCUCAUCCGAGCCUGCCGCAGUCUGGCUCUCUCUUCGUGGCUGCUCCUCUCGUUCUGUUUCGUCCACUUGCUGUGCCUGGACUUCACGGUGGCGGAGAAGGAGGAGUGGUACACGGCGUUCGUCAACAUCACGUACCUGGACCCGGCCACCUCGCUGGUGCGGACGGAGCGGAGCGAGUGCGGUCGCUACGGCGAGCACUCGCCCAAGAGGGAAGCCCGGGGGCUGGUGCUGCUGCCCAGCCUCCCGCAGGACCGGCAGGCGUGCGACCCCCGGGUCCGGUUCCCCCCGCUCCCCCGCAGCAGCAGCAGCUCCUGGGUGGCGCUGGUGGCUCCGGGAAACUGCACAUACCGGGAGAAAAUCCGGAACGUUGCGAACUCCAACAACGUGUCCGCCGUGGUUAUAUUCAACAGCGCCAACGACACCAUCACCAUGCCCCAUGCAGAUACAGGCCAUGUUGUGGCCAUCAUGAUCCCAGAGCCUAAAGGCCGAGAGAUAAUGGUCUUGUUGGAGCAGCAUAUUUUGGUGAUGCUGCACAUCACUGUAGGAACACGCAACCUGCAGAAGUACGUGAGCAGAACAUCGGUAGUGUUUGUCUCCAUCUCCUUCAUCGUCCUCAUGAUCAUCUCCCUCACCUGGCUGGUCUUCUACUACAUCCAGAGGUUCCGCUACGCUAAUGAACGAGACCGUAACCAGAGGCGUCUUGGAGAUGCUGCUAAAAAGGCCAUCAGUAAACUUCAAGUACACACCAUAAAGAAAGGAGACAAGGAAACUGAACCAGACUUUGACAACUGUGCAGUUUGCAUCGAAUGUUAUAGACCCAAUGAUGUUGUGAGGAUAUUACCAUGCAGACACGUCUUCCAUAAACACUGUGUUGAUCCUUGGCUACUAGACCACCGAACGUGCCCCAUGUGCAAAAUGAACAUCCUCAAAGCCCUGGGAAUCGCAUUCAACACAGACUGCACAGAUGAGGUUCCUCCGGACUAUGAGGUGUCUGUCGGGGAUCCAGACGCCAAUCCCAUCAGUGCUGCAAGUGAAAUCACAGUUAAUGAGAGCUCCGUGGUGCUGGAUCACACAGGAAGAGUCACAGACCUACACCAACAGCUCCAUCAUGACGCCGAGACGGACCUGCAGGCAGAGCAGAGUCACAUCAUUGCAAGCAGUGAACACCAACCUCCUCUGAGCAGUGAUUCAGACACUUCAGUCAUCAUGAGCGUUGAUGUAUGCAUGUCUGAAGUCAAUCUCUCUGUGGAGCCAGAACGUGACGAAGCCAAGUCCAGAGCCAGUCAGUGCUAAGAACGGCUGCCAGGAGGAGAAUGGUGAGAGCAGGACUGAGGGAUCAGUGGGGUCGGAGACGAGUUGUGUUUAUGGCUAAUUUGCAGUGGUCUCAAAAAAGAUGUAAAAAUGAGCAAUACAAGCAAAGCCCCCCCCCCCCCCCAAUCCCAGCUCUGUCUACAUCAAUUAAAAGCAGACUAAAAGCAGACUCUGUAUCUGUGGACUUGUUCCUUGCUCAUUCUCCAGCAGUGGUGGUGACCGGACAGCGAAUCACAGCUCUCACAGUUUUUGACAAGUCAACCUUUUCACAUCCUUCAGCCUAGCAUCUGAACUGCACUGCAGAGCACCAGGACCUCCUUAAUGCACAUGUGCAUUGUUUCUUAGCAUGAAAAUGUGUACAAAUAGUUUAACUUCUUGGUAUAAGAUCACUGCCAACCAUUCAAGAAGUGUUAUUGGUGUGAAAGAUGAAUACACAACACAUGUAGCAGUUAUAUGAGGAGUUCAAUCUGAGAUCAGAACAACUCGUGAGAAUUAACAUCAGAUAGUCAUCAGACUUGAUUAAAUGCCUCUGAAAACCUGAAGUUAAGGUUUCAGUCAGUCAAGAGAAAUUAAAGACUUGUAAUAUGUAAGCACACAUUAUCUGAAUUUAUAAAUGUAAAUGUUUCUGUUACUAUUUUAUGGAUCUUUAGAUUUUAACAUUCUAAUUUACCAAGUGACUGUAAGAGAACACAAUAUCUCCGAUUCCCACAUUUGACAAUCGUGGUUUGUCUUAUGCAGUGUGAAGUGAUGUCAUUCAUUGCCCUUGUGAGACAUGCUGCUACUUUUUACAACAUAUAAAGGAAGUGCUCACUUCCAUCAGCCUGUUUGGAGGGAAAUAAUACCAAGAUCUGACCAUGUGCACUCAUUCCCAUUAAAAAGCUACACUUGUUUAGCAGGCAAGUCUCAAAAUAGAUCCACAAUAAUUUGUGCCAAGCUUAUCUGCUGAGUUUUUUUGUUGUUGUUUUUUUUGUUUCCCCCCCGCCCCGAAUAUUAUGUUUUAUUCCCUGGCUCUAGGAGAAAUGGCACUACAUCCUUUCAGGGAACAUUUCAAGAAUUAUCACGAAGGCUCAGGGUUGAAUUGUGUUUUUGUCUGUUGCAAAAGAAGGGGGAUCUUGAUGCCGAUAGCACAUUUUUAUGGCGUGAAAAUAUUUCUGAGUGAAAGUUUUUACAGUUGGGGAGCAUAUCUGCACUGACCGUUAACUCAUGGAUGUUUCUGAAUGUUUUAACGAGCAUCUUCAAAUUAGAAGGAAAAUACCAAAAGUGCAUCACGACCAAUGUGUGCAGAGAAAUGUGUGAAUGUAUGUAAAUUAUUGUACGCUGGUAAGAAGAUACUUGGACCUCUAUCCUCACAGAUCCCAAGUCCCAUUUCAUCUUUAGGUUAUCAUCACAGAGCCAAUUGGAAACAGGUAUAAUUAUUAUUAUUUUUUUUUAUUUUUUUACAGUGACAGUUGCUCGUUUAAAUGUCUGACCUGCAGCUAUAAGCUAUACUGUUCGUUCACUCUGAUAACCCCUAUUUUCAGCAUAAAAUCUAACUUUUUCACCAUCCAUCCAUCCAUCCAUCCAUCCAUCCAUUGCCUGUAGCUGCUUCUUCCUGAUCAGGGUUACAGGAAUCUGCAGGAGAGUUUUCCAGUGUUUUUUAUGCAGUUAUGUUAAGGGGUACACUCUGGAUGCGUCAUCAAUCCAUCACAGGGCCACAUAGAUGAACAACCACACACGCUCAUUCUUGGGGUCAAUGCAAACUCCACACAGAAAGACCCCAGCCAGGAUUUGAACCAGGAACCACAAUAAACCUCCCUUAGUUGUUUUUAACAACCCUUUAAAGCUAGUAGAGACCAAAAACACAGCUAAAAAGAGGAGGAUUGAUUCUGGUAGGUUCACUUGUUGCAGCUACACGCUUUUGGGCAAAACUCUGUUAUAUUUAGAUUAUUUUUUCAGGGUGAAUUAAGAAAGAAAGUUGGCUCCUGGUUCUCUCCACACUACCCCACAUCCCCUAAUGAAGCUUUUGCAGCUGCAUCUGCUCACAUUUUUUGCAGUUUUAAACAGUGAACAAGCACAGACUCCCUGGCUCUGUCAGUGGAACUUCUAAAUUCAAUUUUUUCCACUCAAAAAGUCCCUGAAGCCUUCGGAGACUCAGUUAUGUAACACACAUGUUCAAAAACCACUUUGUGUGAGCCCAUUUUAUAUACUUGUUUUGAGAAAACACUGGCACUGAGAGAGGGGACUAUUCCCAAGUUUUCUUUUUGUUGACGCUUUCUAAGACUGUAUACGUGGUAUUGGCUGUAGCAGCUUGACAACUGAGGACUCCUAGUAACAAAAGUCCUUGCAUUAAAAAAAAUUUUUCUGCCGCAGUGCUUCACUGUGAUGUACUGCCUUUAUUUAAAGAGAGGAUUUGAUGAUUGCUAUGUAACCAGCAUGCACACGUGUAGCAUACAAAUUCAGCAUCAGUACGCUGUUUUAAGUAAAUUAUGAAAGAUUUGAGUUGUAUCUAUUUUCAUAUUCUUUUUGACAGUUUGGUAAAAACCAGUCAGUUUUAAAAAGUUUCUCUCAAGCAGCUCAUCUUUUGUGUUAAGGACAUGAGAUGAGAAAGUGAUAUGAAUGUGAUUCUCGCCAGCACAAUAUGGAUCCAGAUGUUUUAAUGCCUGCCUAAUCUGAAUCUUUAAGCCUCCAUACGUUACAUCAGCAUGUGUAGCGAAAAAGAGCACAACACACACCCAUCUGUAUCUCUUGCUGCCCUCAUCUUUGCCCUUUGCUCUUUCUCCAUGUAUCAUUUUUAAUUCAUGCGAGCUUCUUCCUUCAUGUUCUUUCCACUUCCCGUUUGCACAUAAACACAACACAACUUUGCCAUGACCGUUUGUUUGGUUGACAUGGAGACAAAAUUAAACAAAGCACAUCUGUUUAGCAGUAUCACACGGCCUGACCAACCUGAAUCGCAAGGUACAAGGUGUCUCACCUACGUCUGUUUACACGGUUUUAAUGAGACAUUCUCUCUUGGAAAAUAGAUUUUAGAGACAAAAGACCUGAGAAUACUUUAUUUAUUGACACUUCAGUUCAAUAAAAAUAAAACUUGUGUCCUGACCGUGAGUUUACCUACGACAACAUUACUUAAUACUGCUUUAUAUUUGAAGAGAAAUAUGUAUUUUUGUUCUUUGGAAAAACAAUGUCUUCAGGGCCCAUACCAUGAUGCACCUUACAGGUUUUAAUCCUUUUUAUUCUUCUUAUUUCUAAGGGUCAAAAAUGAAAGAGUGGAAGCAUCUGUUUACUCUUGGUUGAAAUGAUGCAGAACGAGCCACCAACCAGGUGUUACACAGAUAUGUGGUUUUUCUUUUUUAUUCUGAUGUAUCAGACGAAAAGCCACUACAAUAAAUAGCAGGUUACUUCUGAAGGACGUCAAUGCAACUUUUUCCAGACCUUUAACAUGCACAAACAGGUGGCACAACAUGGUUAAUGAAAGCAGAAAACUCCAAAUAGCAUUUGAUGUCCUCAUCAAAAGAAAGGCUUUACUUUUUAAUGGCGUUUCUCGUUUAUUUUAUAGUUUAUAUAAAUGUAUAUGUUAUUCAGUGGUGGCCCUGCUUAAAAAAAAAGCCCUGUGUUUACCCAGCUAGACUGUGAGGGUCCCAUAUAGUUUUAGUAAACACAUACUUCACUUAAAAUCCAGGUAGAUUCUGCUCAACUCACCUCUUUCUUAGUCCAUGCCCAUUACGUACACUUCUAUCCCUCAGAGGCUGCUCAUAUUGGCCCACAUAGACUUCCCAUUUUGGGCCCAUAAUACUGAAACUGUCAGGGACCCACACCAUUUGCCAAUUUCAAGCCAAAGCCCACUUUCAAUACCCAGAUGGGGCCCGCUGGGACAUGCUGGCUGGAAGGGUGCUAAAGUGAAAUGAGUCAAAUUUACAAUUUUGUAGCACCCAUACAUCAAAAGCAUUUAGGAAAAAAGACGUCUUGUAAGAUAGCCAUGACUAGCGUAUUUUGCAUAGCCUUGUGUAAGUUCAACAAAAGAUAGUGCAUGUUUUACGUACGUGGUUUGCUGGUACUUUCUGCAAUCCAGUUACUGAAAUGAAUGUAUACUCAUGGUUAAAAAUGCUGUUUAUAUUUUCCCAAUAAUUAGUAGCUAAUUAUUCGUUCCUUCCUGUGAAUUAUCAGAAGGUGUUUUGAAAUUAUUGGGGAAUUAUAGUUGUGUAAAAUGAAGCCUUAAGCAACUCUGCUUUAUUAUAGAUGAUGUAGGCUGUUCGCUGUGUUUUUAUUCUGUUUUUACACUUCCUUCUGGAUGUUUUAACCCUCCUGAAUUGCACAUUAACCAUCCAGAUGGUGGAGAAGGCUGAUCUAAACAGUUUUCUUUUAUGUAUAGCUUUUAAGAAUGAGGGCUACAGUGCUGAACACAACAAGAGUCACUUUAUGUUGUGAUAUUUUAUCUGUACUAUAUGGAUAUGGGGUUGAGGAUAUUGUUAUAUUGUAAGCUUGUAUACCCAACAGAAAUAACACCUAACUAUUUUGUAACAGAAAAAGCUUUGUGUCAGCAGAGUGUCUGUGCUUUUCUUGUAUUGCACAUGAUGCAUGUGUUUGAAUGUCUAUGAAUGUGUCUUUAAAAUAAAGUUGAAGCAGGUUUU